Venturia canescens is the source of this 2435-nucleotide messenger RNA. It is a transcript of the gene Tsf1, whose product is annotated as Transferrin 1. Gene Ontology annotation, cellular component: plasma membrane; early endosome; recycling endosome. The record is from RefSeq and is a predicted model, not a curated record. Gene Ontology annotation, biological process: iron ion transport. Lineage: Eukaryota; Metazoa; Arthropoda; Insecta; Hymenoptera; Ichneumonidae. The transcript is spliced from 9 exons. Bases 170 to 2305 code for a protein of 711 amino acids.
UCGUACAACUCGACGAUUCGUACUCUCAUCCGUCCGAACAAAACGCUGCUUGCAACUAGUUUUAAAACCACUUGCUGCUGCGCGGGUGACACUUUUUUCUCGUUGUGUUUCAAGAUCAAUCGUCACGCAUUGUUUACUUUUUUUACUUUCUUCAUUUCCAUCGUCUACGAUGUUCCGAGGAUUUUUCCUUCUCCUGGUGGCGACGCUCACCGGGACUUGCAUCGCCGAUGAAUCAGUAACGAAAGCUCCGACAUUUAAAAUAUGCGUGCCCGAGAUAUACUGGAAGGAUUGUUUGAAGAUGAUGGAAGAUUCGAAAGCAAAGGGCGUGCCAAUAUCGUGCGUAUCGGGUCGUGACAGAUUCGAGUGCAUCGACAAAGUUGGCAAAAAAGAAGCCGACAUCGUCGCUGUCGACCCUGAAGACAUGUAUCUCGCCGCUAAAAACGAACUCGCCAAUCAAGCAGGUUUCAACAUUGUCGAACAGGUUCGAACAAAGGAAGAACCCGAUGCGAUAUAUCGAUACGAGGCUGUGGCGGUGAUUCACAAGGACUUGGAGAUCAACGACGUUCAAGGUCUCCGAGGUCUUAAAUCUUGUCACACCGGUGUUGGUCGUAACGUUGGUUACAAGAUACCCAUAACUAAGCUUACAGCAAUGGGAGUUCUGGCCAACAUUAACGAUCCUGAAUAUUCCGCUCGUGAAAACGAAAUUCGUGCUCUGAGUACCCUGUUCGAUAAAGGAUGCCUCGUUGGCACUUGGUCACCGGACCCAGCGAUCAAUCAAAGACUGAAGGAAACAUACAGCAACAUGUGCGCUCUCUGUGAGAAACCCAGCGUUUGCGAUUAUCCUGACAUUUACUCCGGUUACGAGGGUGCUUUGAGGUGUCUCGCACAUAACGGCGGUCAAGUUGCUUGGACCAAGGUCAUUUAUGUCAAGAAAUUCUUCGGUCUACCUAUCGGCAUAACCCCGGCAGUUCCGACUCAAGAAGACCCAACCAACUUCCGUUACUUCUGCCCUGAUGGUACCAAAGUGCCUAUCGAUGCUACCACCAAACCGUGCACGUGGGCUGCUAGACCCUGGCAAGGAUACAUGACCAAUGGUCAAGUUACGAAUGUCGAGGCCGUUCAGAAGGAAUUAACCGAAUUGGGAGAACUUGGAGAAGAAGAACACGCUGCGUGGUGGAAGGACAUUAUGUUGUUGGACGAGAAAACCCGAGCGGUGACCGCACCUCCGGUAAACCCUCAAGAACAUUUGGAACAAGCCAAGUACUUGGACGUUAUCGAGAGAAAUUCAGGAGCACCAGAGAGAGACGCGCGUUGGUGUGUCUCAAGUUCUACUGCCCUAGCCAAGUGCCAAGCUCUUGCUAAAGCUGCUCACUCAAGAGACGUUAGACCAAGAAUCGAAUGCAUUUUGGAAAAAGAUGACGAAAGUUGUUUAACCGCUGUCAGAAACGAAGCGGCAGAUCUCGUCGUACUCGAAGGUGGUUUGGUGUCGAAUGCUACGACCAAUUUCAACGUAAAACCCAUCAUCUCCGAAGACUAUGGCAAAGGAGCAACGAAAAUGGGCGAACGACCUGCUGUUGCUGUCAUCAAAAAAGAUAGCACGAUCAAAAAUUUAGCUGAUCUCCGGGGCAAGAAAUCCUGUCACAGUGAAUACGGCACCAGUUUCGCUGGAUGGAUCGCUCCUUUGAAAGCAUUGAAGAAGGCCAAUCUGGUCAAAUCGCCCGAAGAAAUGGUCGAUUUCUUCGGUGGCUCCUGCGCUCCCGGAGCUCCAGUUGGAUCAAAACUGUGUCAACAGUGUGUGGGUAAUCUCGAAUCCAAAGAUGAGAAAAUCAUCGAAGCCACUAAAUGCAAAAUCGACGGACCGGAAUCUUACUUCGGUGGAAAAGGAGCCCUGAAAUGCCUCAUCGCCGGAAACGGAGACGUUGCUUUCAUGCCUCUUACUGACCUCGUCCAAGCAACCGAAACCAGCGACGGCUCUAUCAAAUCGUCAGACUUUGCGCUCCUGUGUCCCGAUGGAACAACGACAUCGGUCGACGAAUGGGCCAAGUGUAACUUCGGCCUUGAACCACCUCGCGUGCUCGUUAGUUCCGCUGCGAAAACUCCAGGUGCUCUUGAAGAAUUGACUCACGGUGUUCUGGCAGCGAGUACGCUUUACUCGAAGAGACCAGACCUUUUGCACCUCUUUGGAAAUUGGGGUGGUCAACGAAAUGUUUUAUUCAAGGAUGAUGCGAAGGGUCUCAUGUCCAUAAGUACCGAAUGGGACCACUGGGCCGAUUGGGCAACGACACAACAGGAAUACACGAUUUAAACGUUCCUUGCAGGCUCGAAAACUGAUCCUAUUCGAAGAUCUGAUCCAAGUUUAAUUAUUAAGUUUGUCGAGGAUCAAAAAAUACACUGUCAAACUUUGAUACCUUUGAAAAUAAAGUUUUUCUCCGUCA